Molecule: messenger RNA, 1911 nt
Organism: Drosophila grimshawi
Lineage: Eukaryota; Metazoa; Arthropoda; Insecta; Diptera; Drosophilidae
Gene: barc
Product: HIV Tat-specific factor 1
Exons: 8
Coding region: 73-1842 (589 amino acids)
Biological process (GO): mRNA splicing, via spliceosome
Cellular component (GO): U2-type spliceosomal complex; U2 snRNP
Molecular function (GO): RNA binding
Source: RefSeq, a predicted model, not a curated record
UGUUUUUGCUGUAAUGCGGCGGCUGCGGUUCAUCUGAAAUCGAAGAAAAAAUAAACUAAACAGAAACACAAAAUGAGCGACAAGAGUGAAAGUCCAAAGAGGGAGGAACCCAACGAAAGUGAAACUGUUUCAAUGGAAGCAACCAAGGCAAACGAAACAGCCUCCAACUCUCCAGCAGAGGAGCAGCAAACUGAGCCUGCAAGCGAAAGUAAAAGUAAAAAUGAAAAGGAAAAGGAAAAAGAAUAUCCAAUAACAACAGGAGGUGCCACAAAAGGUGAAACUAAAAGCCAAAUGAAUGACCCCACAACCAAAGACGCAGCAGGCGAUACAGUCCAUGGCCAGGACGCGUUGCAGGCCUCGCCGCAGGACUUUGCGGGCUACGAACAGCAUGUGAGCUAUGCGGCCGAUGGUGGCGCAAUUUACACGGAUCCGAGCACAAAGCAAAAAUAUAAAUGGUGCAACACGCAAAACAAUUGGCAACUCAGUGGCGAUGAGGCGUCUUCAGCUGUCAAUCCAUAUGAGAAUGAGCACUACAAGUGGUGUCAGAAGACGCAGCAAUGGCUGCCCAAGAAACAGUCGACAAAUACCGCAACAGAAACGGAACACUACAAAUGGGAUGCGGAGCAGCAAAAGUGGCUGCCCAAGCAGCCGCCAACGAAGGCGUCACCUGGUCAGGAUGUGGUCUAUGGCGUCGAUGAGAACGGUGAUCGCACCUAUACGGACAAAGAUGGUGUCGUCUUCUUUUGGGAUGCGAGCAAAUCCGCUUGGUUCCCCAAGAUCGAUGAUGACUUUAUGGCACGCUAUCAAAUGAACUAUGGUUUCAUUGACAACACCAGUGCCGGGGAGCGCGAGAAGGCGGAACGCGAAGCAGCUGAGGCCAAACGCAAGGAGGACGAACUGAAACGCAUGACAGCCGAAGCUCAGGCGGCCAUGAAUGCACCACUGAUGGACAAGGAUGGUGAUCCAACAGCAACAACAGCUCUUGGCAAACGAAAGGCACAGGAUCCGCCAAAGUGGUUCGAGAUGGAUCCGCUGCAGAACACCAAGGUCUACGUAUCCAAUUUGCCACUGGACAUCACCAUCGACGAGUUUGCCGAGCUGAUGGGCAAAUGUGGUUUGGUCAUGCGAGAUCCGCAAACGCAGAAAUACAAACUUAAAUUGUAUACCGAAGCGGAUGGACAAAUCAAAGGCGAUGGCUUGUGCGAUUAUAUCAAGGUGGAGUCGGUUAAUUUGGCCCUGGAGAUUCUAGAUGAGUAUGAUUUGAGGGGUCACAAGAUUCGAGUGCAGCGCGCACAGUUUCAAAUGCGUGGCGAAUACAAUCCGGCGCUAAAGCCCAAGCGCAAAAAGAAGGACAAGCAGAAGUUGCAGAAAAUCAAGGAAAAAUUGUUUGACUGGCGACCCGACAAAAUGCGUGGUGAGCGCUCAAAGAAUGAGAAAACGGUUAUCAUCAAAAAUCUGUUUGUGCCCGAACUCUUUGAGAAUGAAGUGGAACUUAUUCUGGAGUAUCAAAAUAAUUUGCGCGAUGAGUGCGGCAAAUGCGGCAUGGUGCGCAAAGUGGUCAUCUAUGAUCGUCAUCAAGAAGGCAUAGCACAGAUUAACAUGUCAACGCCGGAGGAGGCGGAUGUGGUCAUACAAAUGAUGCAGGGUCGCUACUUUGGACAGCGUCAGCUAAGCGCUGAACACUGGGAUGGCAAGACGAAAUACAAAAUUGACGAAUCAGCGGCCGAGGCAAGCGAGCGUCUAAACAAAUGGGAUGAGUAUCUGGCCGCAGAGGAUGCGAUCAAGCAGGAAGCGGAAGAGGCGCCCAGCGAAAGUCCACUGGCUUCAGAAGCCACUGCAUAAGCUUUGUUAUGUUUAUUUUGCAUACCUGCCAUCCUUGCCACGUCCGCCUACGACCUCCAGUACGACCUC